AAAUGAUGAGUCGUUGUACGCCCGGUACCAGUCACCAAAGUGUUUAUUGUGUUUUUUCGAUUGUCACGGAUUUUGCAGACGACGCAGGCACAUUGAAAUCGCAUGCAAAAAGAGAACCUCAUAAUAAUGUAUUUUCGAAAAGAAAAUACCAAAUUAAGCAUCUCUAUAUUUUAACAGUUCAGGUCAUGGGCAUGGAAGAGGAUAUUGCUCCAAAGUCUUCGUCCAAAAAGCAAGGAGGGUUGUUAGGUCUUUUCAACAAGGACAAAGACAAGGACAAAGACAAAAGUCGGGUUGGUAUCAGCAGGCACUCCCAUCGAGAGUCAAGAGAAUCGCACGAACUCCCCUCACAGAUGCCCCACCACCACACAAUACUGGAGGGCAGGCGACCAUUGAAGACUAUGGAGCUCAGCCCGCCCGAGUACAAAGUGGAUCCACAGAUCCUCAUCGAUAGCUUUUUAGAAAUCGCAAUAAAGUAUUUGGGAGUGAUUCCCAAUGUGCCAUAUGGGUUAGACCCAACAAAACGUACAGAGCUGCUAAGAAUCAUUGAUAAGGGAAAGAAAAAAGGGCUACUACCCUGGAGUACAAGGGACAACAAACACGACGCCAUCUUGUCAGUAUCGGCCAAACAGAUCAAAGUGGUCAAAAGAGACGGCGAAGAAACGUUAGUACGAUUGCCAAUCCACGACAUAGCCGCUGUGAGUUACGUCAGGGACGAUGGCCAACAUCUUGUAAUGUUCAAAAUCGCGACAGACAAUCAGCAGGAGCAGUGUAACCUGGUGGUGUUCGAGUGUCGUUCCAAGGAAAGUGCUGAUGAAGUGUGUGCAUUGGCCCAGCAGAUCUUCUACGUAGUCUACACUGAAUUGACAAUGAAAUACUUUGAUCAGAGCAUCAUACGUGCGGCAAGGAACACUUCACUUGGAAGUGUGUCGAGGAGUGUGGUCAGCAGAACUGCUCUUGAUCCAGAUGUCUUCCAGCCGCCACCAUCUAGUACAGCGUCAUCUGAAUACCCAAGCUCGCCAGCACUCAGACCCAGCAAUAGUAUGGAUGACCUGAGUGUCACAGCCAAAGUAUUGCUGCAAGAGUACAUUGAAGUGCUCCGGAGUAAGCUCUCAUCUGAUGAGCUUCAACAGUUUGCGGCAAUCCUACGUGACUACCGACAAACGGGGUCAAUAAAAGAGUUCUGCAGCAGACUUCAAACGCUCUACGGCCCAGAACGCAAACUGCUCUUCCCAGGUAUGAGACCCUACAUUCCAGAGAAGGACAUAGACUUCUUUGAGAACACUCUGGAGAGGAUGGGCAUCCAGGAUGCUGCGGCCAACGGCUACUACUACACCAGCCCCCAGCGCUCGAGGCGCACAAACAGUGAGGCCUCCUCCUCCAUCGGUGGAUUUGACAUGGGACUGUACAGCCACUCCAUCAUGUCGGAGAGGGACGAACUGGACCGAGCGCUGCAGGACAUAUGCAACGAGGUGGAGCAUCUGGAAACGAGCGUAGACUCAUGAGCUAACUCGGGACCCCUAUUGAGAUACUGAUCGCUGUUGCUGAGCGUGGACUCAUGAGCUAACUCAGGACUCCUAUUGAGUUACUGAUCGCUGUUGCUGAGCGUGGACUCAUGAGCUAACUCAGGACUCAUAUUGAGUAACUGAUCGCUGCUGCUGCUGUUUGUUUACAGCCCUGGCUCUAUGAAAUUUUGUUUGCCAAUACCUUCCAGAGGAGUGCAUUGAAGUAUGCACAUUCCAAUUACUCAGCAAAGGUUAAAAAAAAUGAAGGGUGCUCAUUUGCUUAUCAAGAUGAGCUUCAUGACGUUCCUUGCAGUGUGUGGCUGCUCACCCCUGUGGCAAUGUUCAUUUGGUAAACGGGUAAUUUGGGGGAAGUGUUUUGGAGGGUAGAGUAGAGCAAGAGAUGCCCAGCAUACAAGCUUGUUCAUGCCAACCAGACUUGAAUUGGAGCGAGCUGGAACUCGUCAGUAGAAAUCCAACGACCUGUGAUACAGUGAUACCUUGGCCGUGAGUGGUACGUGUAGACGCUUCCUUCAUUUGGACUAAAAGGUACACUGUAUGGAGACAGUUGAUUACGGUGACUUUUACGAGCACAUGACAAAGAGCUGUGUAGAUGUUCUGCAUGACAAACUUAAUAUGUUUAUAUUCUAAUAAGAACUGCUUCGCCAUAGGCCAUCACAUUUCCGAGAUAUGUUGGAUUACUUUAACAAAGUAUCUUACACAGACAUGUCAUCCGUAGCACAACUCCCAGCAUGAGUAUGCAGGAUUGACAGUGAUUGUGAUCAAGCUGUAUGGUACAGCUACAUCCAUCUAUACAUUCUGGCAACACAAAAUUGCCAUUGAAACCAUAGAGCUAUAUUAAAUUACUAGAGCGCUAACUCGAUGUACAAAGUCAUGCCUGAUGGGCGCAUCCAUGUUUGUACACA
Messenger RNA from Patiria miniata (bat star), 2425 nucleotides. It is a transcript of the gene ccm2, whose product is annotated as cerebral cavernous malformations protein 2 homolog. The record is from RefSeq and is a predicted model, not a curated record. The transcript has 11 exons. Bases 3 to 1502 code for a protein of 499 amino acids. Lineage: Eukaryota; Metazoa; Echinodermata; Asteroidea; Valvatida; Asterinidae.